Astyanax mexicanus (Mexican tetra) is the source of this 3718-nucleotide messenger RNA. RefSeq lists its product as uncharacterized. The coding region runs from base 430 to 2898 and encodes 822 amino acids. NCBI's taxonomy places the organism in Eukaryota, Metazoa, Chordata, Actinopteri, Characiformes, Acestrorhamphidae. The record is from RefSeq and is a predicted model, not a curated record. The transcript has 8 exons.
GGGGGGCAUAUCCAAGCGGUUCAGCAUUACAGCGCGGCAGCAUGAGCCUGUUCCAAGUCCCACCACCGGAUACAUUGGAGGGUGCACUGACUGCAGCCUGCGGGAAGGCGGAGUUGGACGUCCAGCGCGUCCAGUCCCGCCCACUUUGUCCACGUCACGCCUCGUCAGUCUCGCGAGCUUGACGGUCACGCCUCAUCAGCCUCGCGAGCUUGUCCUGUUGAUGACACCACAAGAGGACCUUCUUCCGCUCCCACUGCUUGUACUUGCACAGAAUCUACUGCUCCUACAUCUUCUUCUCCAACUCCUCCUCCACCUGUUAUUCCUCUACCACUGGUUCCUGAUUCUCUUCCUCCAACUUCUCCUCAGCCUACUGAUGCUUUACCACCACAGAAACCACCCAGACUCUGUGGACAGAGGCAGCACACUGUCAUGUGUAUUCAUUGUGGAAUAGAGAUAAACAAACGUAACUUAAGGGUACAUCUACUGAGGAAACAUACUGACAAUAAGAAGGAUAUAACCGCACAGCAUCAUCUUAGUUGUGAGUGUGUUGAUGCUACGAAUGGCAUUUUUGCCGUAGCAAAGUCAUUUACAGGCCCCAAUACACCUAUUCACGUCAUUAAAAAGAAUUGGGGUAUGAAUCAGCAAACAAGAUGUGAAAUGGAUCUGUGUAGGAUCAACUCAGAAUUUGCACAAAGAAGUAACUUACAUCCAUUUGAGUGUCAGCAUGUUAAGUCCCUCACCUAUUGCCCACCUGCUAAAAUUUAUUCUCCUACUCUUGAAGAGGAUACUUUGACGGAAAUGGUUCAUGAUAAGUGGUUUGGGAAUGAUAAAAAGAAUCUAUGUCUGCAACGGCAAAGAGAGGCAAAUAAUGGACGAGCCCCUCUGUCAUGCCAGGUUACAGUAGGUGGGCCUCCAUCAAAAAGAUUUAUUUCUGUGUUUGAGCCGAACAUUUCUUAUUAUAGCAGGUUAGGUAGAGGGCUUUUUUCCUUUGACACAAAGAGGAUUGAAUGGCACUGCCCAUGUGCAAAGUCUAGGCAGUCUUGCAUUCACAAAUGCAUUGCAAAGUGGCAUCUGUUUCAGACGGAACAGAUGCUUUUCAGACGUGUUCGGAUAGUGGAAGAUGAUAUCCAGGAAGUAUUUACAGAAGGUACAGAGGAUGUGGAAGAACAGCAACUGGAUGAAGGGCCACGGUAUCCACCGGAAGAUGCACAACUCUCACGAAUGGUGCACUAUAUCUUCAAAAACAAGAAGCUUCCUGCAGUUCUCCCUGCUGAUGUAGCCAAUGCAAGAAAUGUUUUCCCAAAGCACUUGGUUCCAUUGGAGACCAUUUGCACAGAAUGCACAGAAAACACUCUACUUAGUGAACCUCAGCUUAUCACUUCAAAAGCAACAAUCUUGACUAUGACAGAUGUCAUUGAAGGGAUUUCAACAUACUGCAAGUGCUGCUACAGGUGUGGUAUGAUCUAUCGCUACCAGGAAUGGUCUGAUGGAGUUCACAACUAUGAUGACCACAUACUUCUGUCCUUGCAUCUCUGUAUCUUCCUUCGCAACAGUCUCCAAACUCACCAGGCUAUUGGAAGUGCUGUAGAAGCAUUAGAGAAGACGUGUGGUAAAAGAUUUCCAUCACAUCAAAGAGUGUUGUACGCGUAUCUCCAUUUUGAGGCCCUGACAGAUCACUCGUACACUUUUGCAUGUGUAAUGUGUGGUUACCAUCCUGUAACAGUUGUCAUAGACCUUCAUAAAAAGGGAGUCUUUAGUAUGCCUGUGAGCAACAUUGAGGUACCACCUCAGGAUUUUGAUGGGAAAGUCAAUGCUGAAGAGUUUUGGGAAGGGGUAUCAUUGGAAAUGAUCAGUCGUGGCUUGGUGCCAAGCAAUAGACAAAACCCAUUUGUGGUUUGUCCAAGCUACCAUUACUGGGCCCCAUGGAUUGGUUGCCACACAAGAAGCACCAGUAUGGUCUUAAACACAGAGUACAGUAAAGUCCAUACAGCCCGCACUCCAGAUGAAGCAUCUGACUUCAACAUCACAGAGGACCGUCUCACAGACGAGAUUCUUAAACUUAAGAUGGAAGCUGUGCGUAGUUUAUGCAAGCAGUGUGGCAUAGACUCCAAGGGCUCCAGAAUGGACUUAGUUAUGAGGUUGCGCCAAGAAAUGCAAACCCGAGGAACAUAUGACAAAAUCUUUUCUAAGGUCUGGGGAGCAUCUGGUGGAUGGGCUGUGGUUACCUGUCCCUGUGCUAUUGUGUACGCCGUAAAAUUUAACCUAAGGGCAGAGAGCCCAAGAGAUUUUGCAGACAUUCUAUUAUCAAUGACUCAUUUCCCCAAUCUGACAUUGUAUGAUUUUGCCAGAGGGCUGGCAACCCAUACAAAUCUGAGGGAGCCAGAGUCUAUGCCUUUUAGCCCCUAUGAGGGCAGGCUGCUUGAACCAACAGACAACAAUGUCAGACUGGCUUCAGCAGGGCAGAUUAAAGUGAGUUUGCCUUGGCUGACAAGUAAAAAGGUUGUACCUGAUGAAAAUGGUCACCCCCUGACAGGGUCAUCAGAGCAUUAUGCUCUAUAUGACCGCUUCCAUGAGGCAAACACAAAAGACAAAAAGGAUGCUUUGCGCAAAAUAGAACUUAUUCCAGAGGUAUGUGGCUGGGUCAAUAGCCAGUGUGCUGAGCAGCUUUUUGCUGGCAUGAGGAAGAACAAUCACUUCCUUAACAUGAUGACUCCCACAUCACAUAUAUUUUUAGUGCGAAAUAUUUUGCACCACUACAACAAUGCACGCAACACAAAGACUCUUGAAGAGAUGAAGAAAGCAUUACAUGUUGGAAUGGAAAUAGAGUUCAAUUCAAGGGGACAGACAGUAAUGGGUAUGUACUUUUUUAAUACAUCAUAUGAAAAAACUAUACAAUAAAUAAACUAUAAAAAUUUGUUCUGAUUUAUUCUGAUAUUAUAUGCACUCGUUGCCCUAGUACAUGUUUUAAACAUUUCUAAGGUGCCUAAAAUCAUGUGGAAGCAUCCUCAGUAGAUUCCUCUGGUGUGUCCAGAGCAGCAGCAGCGGCCCCUGGUGUGUCCACAGCAGCAGCAGCAGCAGCAGCGGCCCCUGGUGUGUCCAGAGCAUCAGCCACCCCUGGAGUGUCCAGAGCAGCAGCAGCGGCCCCUGGUGUGUCCAGAGCAUCAGCCACCCCUGGAGUGUCCAGAGCAGCAGCAGCGGCCCCUGGUGUGUCCAGAGCAUCAGCGGCCCCUGGAGUGUCCAGAGCAUCAGCAGCGGCCCCUGGAAUGUCCACAGCAGCAGCAGCGGCGGCCCCUGGUGUGUCCAGAGCAUCAGCGGCCCCUGGAGUGUCCAGAGCAGCAGCAGCGGCCCCUGGUGUGUCCAGAGCAUCAGCGGCCCCUGGAGUGUCCAGAGCAUCAGCAGCGGCCCCUGGAAUGUCCACAGCAGCAGCAGCGGCGGCGGACCCUGGUGUGUCCGCAGCAGCAGCAGCAGCGGCGGCCCCUGGUGUGUCCAGAGCAUCAGCGAACCCUGGAGUGUCCACAACAUCAGCAGGGGCCCCUGGUGUGUCCGCAGAAGCAAUAUCGGCCCCUGGUUUGUCCGUAGCAGAAGCAGCACCUGUUGUAUCCAUAGUACCUCAAAUAGCACCAAAAUCUGUGGCAAACUGUUGGAGACUGACACACUUAGACCAUAUAUGUGCCAGCAGGAAUAUCUGGGACUUCAAACUUCACAAAGGACUUGAGAC